GUCAUUUGGGCAGGGCUGCCCCAUUCUACAUAAGACCCUUGCCAGAACUAUUUCAGUUACUCUUCUUCACAGCUGGAUUGGGAUUCUACUGCUGCUGCUGCUGCUUUGGACAAGGACAACGAGAUGUCGCUCGCUCACUCUGCGGCGCAGUACAUGCUGUCGGACUCUCUGAUCCCGGAGGGGAGCGGGGACUCACGGCUCAAGGCACUGGCUCUGGAACUGCCCCUUGAUCGGAUCAUCAAGUUCGUGUCUGUGGGGCUGCCCCUGCUGCUUGUGUCCAUGGCCUUUGCAAGAGAAAUCUCCUUCGGUCCUCAGAUCACCUGUUUCCCCCCACACAACUUCACGUCAAAGCAGGCAGGCUAUGUGGAUACCUACUGCUGGGACUCCCUGAUACACCAUGAGUUUGACAGUGACGGCAACUUCGAGGAGCAAUCGCUGUGGGUGCACAAGAUGUUCCCCUACUCCCUGCUGGUGAUGGCAGUGAUGAUGUACAUGCCCGCUCUGCUCUGGCGAUUGCUGGUAAUGCCAUGUCUGGGGGCUGACCUGCUCUUCAUCAUCGACGAGCUCGAUAAAUCCUACAACCGCUCGGUGCGCCUGGCACAGUCCAUCCUAGAGCUGCAGCAGAACAGUCCUGACCCUGCCAGCUUCGCAGCUGAGCUGGAGAGGGCGAAGCGAGAGCGCUACUUUGAGUUCCCUUUGCUGGAGCGCUACCUGCAGGCCAAAAAGCACUCCUAUUUCCUGGUGUGCAUGCUGUUCCUGCGCAGCUUCCUGCUGCUGCUCUUCAUCUCCGCUGCCUGCCUCUACCUCGUCUAUUUCCACCUGUCUGCCUUCCUGCAGGACGAGUUCAGCUGCUUCGUCAAGACCGGCCUCCUGCGAGACGAGCCCUGGGUUCCUGAGCUGAUCCAGUGCAAGCUCACCGGGCUGCUGGUCUUCCAGAUCGUCAGUGUGGCCAAUGGGGCCGUCUACCUGCUCCUCGGUCCCUUGAUCUUCUUGGGUCUGCUUCGCCUCUUCUGCUGGGAUCGCCGCUUCCUGUCUGUCUACGAGGUGCUUCCUGCCCUGGGCCUGGGGCCGAACCUGGGCUGCCCUCUCAAUGACCUCAACGUUAUACUGCUCUUCCUUAGCGCUAACGUCUCCCAGCUGCGUUCCUACAGCCGGCUCCGUGCCGUGUGCACCCUGAGGGGCCCGCGGGGCCAACUCCGAAAGACGGUUAUCAGGAGCGGGAGCAAAGGAGAGGAGGAGGAGAAUGAGGAGAUGGAGGAGCUAGAGGAGAGAGAGGAGGAGGCGAGAGAGGCGCUGAAGGAAGGAGAACACACCCUGGUGGAUAUGAUGGGCGUGCUGGCUGGGAUGGAAGGGAACGGGAAGACUCUGAAGAAGCAGGAACCCCCACCAGAGAACCUGGAGUUCUCUAAUCAGCAUGGGUGCCCUGAGUUGAAGGAGAUGCCGUCAUGUAGUUAUGCCUAAAGAGCUUUCAGCACUGGGACUGAGCCAGCAGGGUUGUGAUGUAAGGAGCUCAGGGAAUAGGGGUGGAGCUGGAGGGAGCCAAUUGGGCAGGGGCUGCAAAAGAAAGUCUCCAGUACCAUGUUUCCACUGUUCAGGUGGACGGUACCAUAUUCUUCCAUUGAUAUAAAGGCAUAUUAUAUUAGCAACUCAUUUUAAAUUAUUCUCAUACAAUUGGGAAAUUCCAAAAGCUAACGUUGUAGGGGGUGUGCAGAAAAUUAAGAUUUGACUUUCCCUUAAAAAUAAUCAUUCAUCUUGAAAUUAAAGUAUGUAAUACUUAAGGUGGGGGUUCAAAACUAGGUUGCAUUGCAUAUCUGUGUCUGCUUAGCAUGCAAAAUAUAAUUUAGUAAUGUUUAAAUCAACACAAAGAAUGUAUUUCGCUUUCAAAACACAGACCAUGCAUUUGACUGGUAUGUGGCAGUCCAGGUGCAUCAGGAUAUGAGGAAGCAUGGUACAUUGGACAGAGAACUGAGAGAUCAGGGGUGGGGGGGUUAGAUCAUUGAGAAAGGGGUGGGAAGAGAUUCAGGAAUUGUUCUAUGUUGGGGUGGGUCUUUUUGUAAUGCUUUCCAUUACUGGUGCUAAUUGGAUAAGAGAUUGCAGAACCACAAAUUCAAAACACAACUCAUGCAAUAUUUAUUGUUUUUGGCUAAUAUUAAGAAGGAACAAACAAAGGUUGAAUUAGCUUAUUUGAGUAAUUUUUUAAAAUAUCCUCCUCGGUCCUCCUUUUGUUCAGCAUACCAAACAUUUCUCAUUUGAAAUUGCCCACGCUGCUGUCAGACUGAGCCCUCGGUACGGACGUCCAGACUACUGAACGUUCAAGAUUUCGGGGUCCCAAAUAUUGCCCUCAUAUUUGAUGUAUUUGUGGUCUCAUGUAAAGUAAAUAACCUGGUCUCAGGACCGUGGAGGAUAUGUCCUUGUUUAUUUUAGUAAUCUUGACAAACAUUACAUGCAGUGUCGCACAAGAGAACUAGCAUACUGAAAAAGAGAUUUCCUGUGUUGUUCUACAACAUGUUAUUGAUGUUGCUCUGUAUUCAACUGUGCAUUCCCUGUAUAUAACAUAUGUACAUAAGUAUGCUGCAUGAGAAACAUAUGGGCUGCUUUUUUACACGUUAUAUUGCUGUGACAGCUUGAGCUGUACAUGUCUGCUUGAUUAUUGCGUGGCUGAAUGCAUGUGUAAAAUAAAAUGAACCUACACUUCAAUAAAUCUUUUUAUAUUCUGA
This is a messenger RNA of Acipenser ruthenus (sterlet), 2717 nucleotides long. Its product is annotated as pannexin-3-like. NCBI's taxonomy places the organism in Eukaryota, Metazoa, Chordata, Actinopteri, Acipenseriformes, Acipenseridae. Gene Ontology annotation, biological process: monoatomic cation transport; positive regulation of interleukin-1 production. The record is from RefSeq and is a predicted model, not a curated record. Gene Ontology annotation, molecular function: channel activity. The transcript has 6 exons. Bases 124 to 1461 code for a protein of 445 amino acids.